AUGAACGUUUUCAGAGGAAAUUCAUACCGGCUCGGACGGCGCCCGGGUGAACAAGGUCCGCGUCCUCUGCUGAGUGACCAGGGCAGAGUCGAUAAGUUGGCGACUGGAAGGAACACACAUACGAGCUAUACGACGAAAAACACGCAAAGGCUAACUCUUGCCAAAAAUUCUUUGACAGUUGGAACAUGGAAUGUGCAGACCCUAUGGGCUGCUGGAAAAUUGGAAUUAUUGCGAAACGAAAUGAAACGUUUCACAUAUGAUAUAAUUGGUAUUUCUGAAGUGCGAUGGACAGGAAAAGGUGAAACACCGAAUGGAGAUUUCAUCUGGUCAGGAGAAGAAACUGUACAUAUGAGGGGUGUCGGUUUCUUAUUGAGUGCACAAGCAAAAAAAGCAUUAAUAGGAUAUAAUCCAAUCAGUCCACGAAUAAUUUCGGCGCGAUUUGAUGCUACACCAUUUAAGAUAACAGUCAUACAUGUAUAUGCACCAACUUCUGCAUCAUCAGAAGAGGACAUUGAAGCAUUCUAUAGCGAUAUUGAAAAAGUAAUAUCAAAGACAGAUAAAAAAGAUAUAAUCAUUAUGACAGGAGAUUGGAACGCUAAAAUUGGUACGGACAAUGCAGAUUGGAAAUCAGUUAUGGGCAAAUACGGAUAUGGCGAUAGAAACGAACGCGGAGAACGCCUCCUUGAAUUUGCCACUACACAUGAUCUCUACAUAUGUAAUACUAGGUUUCAACAGAAACCUAAUAGAAAAUGGACCUGGGCAUCGCCAGAUGGAAUUCAUAAAAACAUGAUUGAUCUAAUUCUCAUUCAAAGAAGAUGGAAGACUUCGAUCAUCAACUGUCGAACUUUUCAGAGUGCAGACAUAAGCUCAGACCAUUCGCUAGUCUUAUGCAAUAUCAAACUAAGGCUCAAGAAAAUGUCGAACAGGCCAAAUCACUCAUACAAAGUUGAUGUAAAUCAGUUGAAAGAUGAGAAUAUAAGACAAUCAUACAACACUACAUUAUUGAACAACAUAAAGGAUAUAGGACCAACAUGUAGUUUGGAAGAGCAUUCUAACAAGAUAAGACAGGCCAUUAAAAAUGCAGUAGAGAUAGCGAUACCGGCAAAAAGGAAAACUAAAAAACCCUGGAUUUCCGAAACUACACUAAAGCUUGCUGAUGAAAAACGAAAACUAAAACAGAUGAAAAACGUUUUCAUAGAAUAUACACAGCAAUAUAAAGACUCAUGUCGGAAAGUCAAAAAAUCUGCAAGACAGGAUAAAGAACGCUGGAUACAAAACCAAUGCGAACAAGCAGAAAAAGGUCUAAACAUUGGUAAUACUAGAGAAGCAUACAGCCUAUUAAAAAUAUUGAAAAGUGAAUUUGUACCUCGAGUCAAUGUGAUACGAGAUCAGCAGGGCACAUUGUUACAGACAAAAGAUGACAUUAAAGGAAGAUGGACACAGUAUUGUAGCAGUCUGUAUAAAGAUCCUGGUGGAGGAGACGAGGUGGUCGAAGAACUUGAAGACAUCGCCCCUUCGACAGUUGAACCUACCCAGGACAUCCUGUAUUCUGAAGUCCAGACAGCAAUAAGUGCUUUAAAAAAAAAUAAGAGUCCAGGAUCAGACGGAAUUCCAGCAGAAAUGCUACAAGCUGGAGGAGAACCACUAGCACGUCAAAUAUAUCAGCUCUGCAACAAAGCAUGGCAUGAGGGUACAAUUCCAGAGGAAUGGGGCAAAUCUAUAUUGAUACCCAUACCAAAAAAAGGAGAUCUUAGCAACUGUUCUAACUAUCGAACGAUCUCUCUUAUUAAUCAUACAGGAAAAGUGCUUCUAAUUGUCCUAAUGAACAGACUAAAAGCCUACCUAGAUCCGUACCUUUCAGAAGAACAGGCAGGAUUUAGAAGAGACAGAAGCACGAUACACCAGAUUCUGAUGCUCAGACUAUUAGCCGAGAAAGCAAAAAGACAGGGAAAGAAAAUCUAUAACUGUUUUAUUGAUUUUCAAAAAGCAUUCGAUACGAUUAAACACAAAAUAAUUUGGGCUACGCUAAAAUCAUAUGGUGUUGAUACAAAAAUAAUCACACUGCUACAAAAUAUCUAUGAAAAAUCACAGUCAGCUGUUCGAAUUGGUAAUGAUUAUGGCGAGUGGUUCCAAACGGACGUAGGAACAAGACAAGGCGAUCCUCUGUCACCACUCCUCUUCAUCGUAUAUCUUGAAAGAGUAAUGGAUCAGGUGAGACAGAACACCUGCGGAAUUAAUGUCAGCGGAAUACUUAUAAACAACCUAAGGUUCGCAGAUGACAUUGAUCUCAUUGAUGAAGAUCUCAGCUCACUUCAACGCCAAGUUGAGCUAACAAAAACAGCAGCCGAACAGUCUGGACUAAUAGUGAAUAUAAAUAAAACUAAAACUAUGUGUCCUACUAUACGCUUCAGAGACAUGGACCUUAAAAGAAGUAGACAGGAAAAAGUUACUGGUAUUCGAAAUGAAAUGUUACCGACGGAUUCUAAGAAUAAACUGGCAGGACAUGAUACGAAACGAAGAUAUUCGGAGAAGGAUAUCAAGAGAGAAGACGAUAAUAGACACCAUCAAAAAGAGGAAGCUGCGGUUGUUCGGUCACAUCUGCAGAAUGGACGAUGGUAG
Molecule: messenger RNA, 2619 nt
Organism: Adineta ricciae
Lineage: Eukaryota; Metazoa; Rotifera; Eurotatoria; Adinetida; Adinetidae
Source: the annotation of a GenBank genome assembly